AUGGACGACGACAUGGAACUGGACGAGGAGCAGGAGCACGACCAGGAGCACGAACACGAUCCCAUCGACGAACCCGACUUUGACGAUGACGAUGUAGACGACAAUGACGACGGGGACGACGAUAUGGACGAUGACGAUGGUGACGCCGAUGCCGAUGAUGAUGACGACCAGGACGAUGCUGAAGACGACGAUGAUGCCUCGGUCGCUGCUUCCGGCCGCCAUGGCAACCGUCCAUCCGCCCAAGACUCCGCACUCUCCGAGGCAACAUACCUCCGCAAAGUCCAAGAGCGUCGCGCCCUCUUCCGUCCACCACCCGCCUGCAUCUCCACCACUUUAGGCUACCAUAUUGAGCCCAUGGCAGCCGCGCCGCACUCCAGCCAGAUCCACGCACUAGCCCUCUCGCUCGACGGCCAGACCUUGCUGACCGGCGGCUCGGACGGCUACGUCCGCAAAUACGACGUCUACGCCACCAUGAACGGCAAGACCAUGCUCACCCAAAAUGUGCGUCAUGGUUUUGUCGAAGGCAUCACCCGCGGCGGAACACUCACAGGCUUCUGGCCACACGAGGAGCAUUUCCCUACCAACGGCGUCGCUUCCUCUUCGUCUUCAUCGACACUCAACCCUCCCAUGGGUCCAGACAAGGACCGGCUCAUCGGUGCCGUACAUAGCCUCGCCAUCCAGCAGGACGCUCUCUGGGGGCUCAGCGGCUCCGAGUCCGGGAACAUCCAUCUUUAUGGUGUGCGGCACGAGCCCGGCGUGACGCGGCAUGUGUUCAGAAAGCACAAGGGCGCGGUGUCGGCGUUGGCGCUGACGCAGGACGAGACGAGCAUGAUCUCUGGUGGAUGGGACCGCGGGGUGCAUCAGUGGGACUUGAACACGGGGAGCGUGGUUAAGUCGUUCCCUGGCCAUGCGGGGCAGAUCUCGAGUUUGGCGUUUAGGCCGGUGGCGCAGUCGCAGUCGUACGGUCAGCGGGACGGGGUCAACGUGGCGAUACAUCCUUCAGCAGUCAAGGGUAACGGGGUGGAGGUAAAUGAGGACGAAGAGGAUCAGGCGAGGAAUGAGGGGAUGCGCGACGAGGUAGAGCGCAGCGGAAAGAAACACGACAACGAUGAGGGGGAACAGCAUGUCAAUGGCAAUGGUGCCAAUGCUACACCAUCGCAGUCUGCGGCGAAACCGGAGCCGGACCAGAAGGUGGAGACCGACGCACCAACAUCUUCAUCAGCAGCAAGCGGUCCCGCCUCGGAGUCAGCAGACGCGGCUCAAGCCGGCGACACCGCGCAUACCUCGACUCAGCAAAACGACGCCGAAGCACAGUCAGACAACAAGCCCGCAGACGCGACACAAAGCAGCGACGCAGCUACGUCCGACCCCGCCGCUUCCAGUACUCAAGCCACCCACGUCGCCAGCACAGACAAAAGCGCCCCCGCUGCCUCUACAUCAGCAAACGCCACAGAUGCAGCCACCACCCCUGCCGACCCGGCCGCUGAAACCGCACCCGCACCUCCCAGCACCAACGCCGUCACCGGCGACGACCCCACCGAAGAAGAACUCGCCUUUGAAGCCGAACUCAACGCCAGCCUCGGCAUGGCGCUCGACGGCGGCGCCACAAGGGCGGACGGUACGCGGCCGGACAGUAUCAUUCCCUCGGCGAGCGGUACCACCGCUGGAGGGCUGAUGGUCGCUGGAGCAGACCUAGACGAUGGUGCGGAUGACGACGACCUGUUUGGUGGCGAUACUCCCCCCGCGUCCUCCUCUUCGGCUGCCGCUGUCAAGGAGGUCAAGAGCGAGCCGAACGGCAACGGUGCGGCUACGGGUGGAGGAGGUGGUGGAGAGAGCGAUGGCGAUGAUUCGCUAUUUGGCGAUGGCGACGAGGAUGCAGAUGCAGAUGCGGACGCCGAAGGGGAUGCGGAGAUGGACGCGGAUGCAGAUGGCGAUGGCGAUGCGGAUGCAGAUGAAGAGGGAGAUGGGGAGGACGAUGGAUCGAGUGACGAGGACAUGCCGCUGGCGGGGCGGUCGAUGGUCAAGAAUCCUUCUUCACAGAGCCUCCUUCUCGCGCAGGGGACGGCAUCCCCCGCCCUCAGCUCUGCGCCACUGCUUCCAUCCUCCUCUGCCAGCAACACCACCACCACCGACCUCGCUGCCGCCACUUCCAGCGCUAAAGACGUCAAACCACCGACCUCCCCCGCCAAGCCUUCGACCGCCCCGAGCAGUCCGCCGAAAAAGGCGCUCCCCAAACCAGCCUUUGGCGGCUUCAGUAUCGCCUCGUCCUUCGACGCGCCUCUCACCACGUUCAGCCCGGAUGUGAUGCUCUCAACGUCGCUCUCGGGCCAGGCGAUUCUGUGGGACCUACGCUGUCCCUCGUACACGUCGGCGCCCGCGAAGGGCGUGCACUCGCUCGCGCUGCCGGCCAAGGUGCCGCCGUGGUGCCAGAGUGCGAUCUUCGACGCGUCGGGCGACAAGGUGUUCGUGGGGCGACGGAAUGAGGGGGUGGACGAGUGGGAUCUGCGCAUGCCCACGGCUAAGUACGUCAGAUCGCUGCGCCUGCCGUCCGGGAGCGGGCCCGUGUAUGCGCUCACCGCCAUGCCGAACGGACGCCAUAUCGUUGUUGGCAGCUACGACAAUAUCCGGCUGUGGGACACCCAGUUUGACACCGCGACGCCCGCAACGGGCAUGGGAGGCGAGUUGAAGGUGCCGUUCAAGAUCGUCGCCGGCCACCAUGGCGCCAGUCUGUCAAGCGUCGUCGUCGACACGAGUUGCAGGUUCUUGGUCUCGGCGAGCGGCGAUCGCGGCUGGAUGGGCAGCAGCACCGAGGCGGUCAUCAUCCAUGACAUCAAGGCGCUCUAA
Molecule: messenger RNA, 2844 nt
Organism: Sporisorium graminicola
Lineage: Eukaryota; Fungi; Basidiomycota; Ustilaginomycetes; Ustilaginales; Ustilaginaceae
Exons: 1
Coding region: 1-2844 (947 amino acids)
Biological process (GO): chromatin organization; regulation of transcription by RNA polymerase II
Cellular component (GO): SAGA complex
Molecular function (GO): TBP-class protein binding; transcription coregulator activity
Source: RefSeq, a predicted model, not a curated record